GUGUCGGAUUCCGUUUCGGUAUUUUCGAAAUCAUUUUGCGGAUACGUCCGACAAAACGUUCGAGGACAUCUCGUAACGUGCGAAUGUCGUCCGUAUAGGAUCGCGUGAUUCAGCCGUGGUCACCGGAAAAAAGAUAUUCGGUGAGUCGAUGUAAUCCUCGAUAGAAGCGUGGGAAACUAGGAAGCGCGAUAAAAAGCAAUGCAGAACGGACUUUUCUACAGCACGUAUAUGCAUACAAAGCUCAAGGUUAUUGAAAUGCAUUCCGUUGUGCACGCGUGCGACCAAAAUCAAUCUUAUCGAAACAUCUGGAGUAUUUCAGCUCGACUGGAAAUAAAAGUUACGCCACGUGAAUUUUUGAAUCGGAAGCCAAGAAAAUACAGACGUUUCAUUGAACGUGAAUAUGAAGUACCUGGAAAAAGGUUUGUAAAAUCGAAAUUCAAAUUUCGACUUCGAAUAUCCCAAAAUAUCGACGUGGUAAAGAGUUCGAAAAAUUCUAUGGAACACGAGCGUGAUUAAUAUUAUUACGGUUAUCCACUUUCCAUUUGGGAUUCGGUUAACCGUUAAGCUGUGAUAAAAUCUCCGGCAAAAGCGUCGACAUGGUCCGCGAAUCGUUAGAACUGAACCCCAUGCGUGACCGUUUCGCCUUCAAAGGCAUCGACCCUCGUGCGACGACUGUUACGAUCCGCCCUCUACGCCUUUUCGGUUCGAACAAUACCGAAAAAUUUAUCGACGCCAAUUAAUCGAGCGAGAUUGUGUAGCGGAUAAAUAAUUCUCGCCGUUUUUAAACACAGGGAAAUGGUCGCUCUCUGCGACACCGUCAAAUUAUUGUCGCGAGUUCGCGUCAACCCUCAGAUAAUCGGCGUACAGACUCGCUGCUACGGUAUGAAUUAUUCGUCGGUCGACGUCCGAAGGGAGAAGUGAUAAGAGGAGAACAAAAAAAAAAUGUCGAAAGUUGAGAAGGUUUGAAGAAAAUCCGAGAUUCUCAAAAUUAUGUGAUAUGCGUACGUACGUAAUACUCCGUUGGUGGAGUUAUGGGCACCACGUGACGUUUACGAGGCUGAAGAAAAUUUAGCCAUAGCGUUUCUGAAAGGGAAUUUAUGUUUAUGAGUUACAUUGCAAACAUAUAAGCAAAAUUGCGAGCGGCUAGAAGGAAGUCGAUAUUUCCCAGUUUUUUACAGCCGAAGCUGGCUGAUUCCAUCAGAUUUAACUCAAGCCGUAAAAGUAAAUUGUAGAAAAUGCAAAAAACAAUAAAUGUGGUCGGAUAUUUCUAAAAGUGCGUUCAGUUGGUCGAAUGCACUCAUUGUCAACGCUAGCCACAUUGAAAAAUCGCCAAACUUCGGGAUGAUUUUUCUACCGAGGUUAAUCUUAUCGGUAACAAUUUUGAUCGCCUGCAGACUUACGGAGGCCAAUGCGAUUUCCCUGAAUAAAUUCGAAAUUGGCUACGAUAACGAAUUGCGGGUUGAAAAAAUAUUGGCAAAAUUCAUGGUCGACCUGAAGAAGAUUACGGUGACCAAAUGCAGUUACCGCUACGUUGUCGUCGUGGCGAAAGAACGGAAGGAUUUCCAAGCGGCUGUGGGAUUUUCAACAGGAAGCUCUUGCGUUACCGCUACUCCGGCUGUAUUGAUACGCAAAUUUGCUACGCCCAGAUCGUUUUGCGCGAUAACUUUUUUUACCGAUGGCGUUGACGAGUCGGAAUUGAACUCGACAUUGGCGAAAAUACCGAAAAUGUACACGAGCAAUGUUUGGUUGAUUUCGACGAGCCAAAACGACAACUACGAGACGAUAGCAGCUCGGUUACAGCUCGCUCGAAAUAUGAAAAUCCGAAACGUGAAGGUCGCUCAUCUGGACCGAUCGGGAGUAAUGAAAAUAUACAGAAUUAAUCUACUUCCGGACUGUAGCCACAAGAUGAAAUUGGUGAACUCGUGGACGUCUGAAAACGGUUUUAUAACGAAUACCGCUAUCUUUGAUUCGUAUCGUUUGUCGCCUGACCUGUUCGGAUGUCACAGACGGAUCAGCUCUACGUCGUUUGGGCGAGAUCCGUUGAAAUCGUUGCGGAAGUUCUUGAUUGAGACCAUUGCGGAUGAUUUGCAUUUCGUUCCGGUAAUGCUAGAGCAGCCGAUGCGGAAGGAAUUCGUCUCUGUUCCUGAUAAGACCCCACGAAAUUUCGUCGUUGCAGAUGUAAUUAGUGGAAGGGCGGAUUUUGGUAUUGGCAUGAUACGACCGACCUUGGAAAACGUAAGAUAUCUCGACUUCACCGAGGCUUACACUAACGAAUAUUUGGUUUGGACCGUCCCAGUGACGAAGCCGAUCAGGUAUGAAAUAUUUUCGGCAUUUACACCGCUCAUCUGGGUUUUCAUUAUUCUACCGCUCUUCCUCUACUCUUCACUGGCCUCCGUCAUCUCGAAGUGGAAGACCGGCAAAUACCACGUGGUGAGGAGUAUAUGUGACGUGAUUUCCAUUACUUUGAACUACGCAAUCGUUUAUUACCCCGCCGGGAUAACGAAGACGUCGUUGUUCAUAAUUUACCUAAUGUAUGCUCGAAUUAUCGCGACAACCUACUCUACGUGGCUGGCUUCAACGCUGGCCUCGGCAUCCCCGUUUUCGGAAAUCGAGAGCGAGAUGGAAAUCGUUGCGUCCGGUUUCCGUGUCGGAGGGUCUGAUUUGAAUCGUGUUACGUUCAUUGACCAGACGGACGUGAAUAGUACCUCGUAUGCGCUGAUAAAUCGUUACGAAAUCAUACCGUCCACGGACGAAGCUUUGAAGCGGAUCGACAGCGGCGAGAAGUUAGCUUUACUGGAAAGAUUGUCAGAAGUCAACCGUGCUACGAUUAAACGAUUGAUGAAUAAUGAGUCCGCAAUGUAUUACCCGAUAUCGAAUGAUCGGGUUCGCCUUUACGGCGCCUCAAUUUGCCUCGAUAAAGGGUCAUCGAUCACCGAACGCCUCGAUAUUCUCUUGUCAAGACUUACCGAAUCCGGCAUCAUAAGAUUUUUUGAACAGAAACAUGCAAUUCUCAGGAGCCUGAUUACCAGAAAAAUUAUUCAGGCGACCCGAGAACAGUCAGCUACGAUAAGCCCCAUAUUUUUUAAUUACAUUACGAACUUGGUUGCAGCCUGUCUGUCUUUUAUCGGAGAGUUAAUUUUCUCCAGAUUUAGGAUUGGCUACCCUCGUAAUUAUCCCGGCAAUCGAGGGUGAUCAUGGAUGACCGUUCGAGUAUAUACAUAUUUUUUUAUAGUCGCAGUCAGUACGUAGAAUAAAUCGAGUGACGAACAUCAAUAUGGCUAAUAGUGGGGGUAGUGGUUGUUCUACCUAGCGUCAAGAAGGGUGUUGCAUGCUAUCAAAUAUAUGAUUCUUCGUAGAUAGCCUCGGUGAGUAAUUUUUUGAGCUUUGUCAUUCUUUAUUCGUUGCGCUUUUUUCCUUCCAAGUUCUCAUUUUCAGGAUGUAUAACGAAAUACCGUUGUCACGAAAGCUAUGUUUAUUAAAAAAUAUCAUAUUCUUCUUUGCACACGUGUGAUUGAAAUACGCAAAAUAAAACUUUUGUUUAAUCAUAAAGUUUUGCUGUUCGCUAGUUGGACGGUUAACGAAUAGGACCUCAAAUAAUAUAAAUCGUGAACGAUGUGUGUGUACCAUGAGAAGUCAUGUUUAAUUCAAACCAAAAGUAACAAAAUAGUAUUAGUAUAAUAACCCGAUAUUGUCUCUAGUUGAAUUUGACAGUAGCUGAAUAUCCUUGCACUUAUUUCCAUCAAUAUCCAUACGCAUGCAUCACCCCA
Athalia rosae (coleseed sawfly) is the source of this 3767-nucleotide messenger RNA. RefSeq lists its product as uncharacterized. The record is from RefSeq and is a predicted model, not a curated record. The transcript has 2 exons. NCBI's taxonomy places the organism in Eukaryota, Metazoa, Arthropoda, Insecta, Hymenoptera, Athaliidae. The coding region runs from base 1252 to 3192 and encodes 646 amino acids.